AUGGCUCGCUCGUAUCGAUUGCCUAAAACGAAAUAUUCUGAAAUUCCCGAUUGCACAAUCGAUCGCGAGGUUACUCGUAAUCGCGCUAAAAUUCUGGUUUCGGGAUGCCAGGGCGUUGGAAAGAGCGCUUUCAUUCACAGACUACACGACAAUGUCUUUGUUGAGGAACAGAGCGCAGAUAAAUUGCUUAAGAUCGUCACAAGGGCUGUAAAUGGGGAGAUUAUUCGCGCCGAGCUGGAAGAAGUCGAUUUGGAAGAGUUCACCAACAUCCCAGAUGAAUCAGCAGCCGACAUUCAUCACAAAAGAGACUGGAUUGAUGUCAACUGGGUUUUUCUUCUUUACAGCACGGCAGAUCGCUCUUCAUUCAAUGAGAUCAAAAAGCAGUUGCCGGUGAUUCAAAGAAGAGUGGCGCCAAAUUGCUUCAUCAGUCUUGUUGGAACCAAAGCGGAUAUUAAAAACAGGGAAAUAAGCUGGGAGGAGGGAGAGGAAUACUCAAAAGAGGUAGCCCUCUCACUAUUCGAAAUAAGCACAAAGACAGGAAUCAAUUGUGAGCUUGUGCUCGCUGAAACGCUCGACGCAUUGGAGGAGCGCCGCUACGACGAAAUCGCAAGCAGGGAAGACGUUCAACAGGAACAACCAAUGUACCAAGAUACCGUUGAGCCAGGCGAGGAAGCUCACGAAAAUGGAAUACAUCUUAAUCUGUUUUGCUGGGUUCCGAAGAUCCCGUUUACCUCCAUCUUUUCGAGAUAA
Caenorhabditis bovis is the source of this 750-nucleotide messenger RNA. Lineage: Eukaryota; Metazoa; Nematoda; Chromadorea; Rhabditida; Rhabditidae. The record is from the annotation of a GenBank genome assembly.